AUGCAAACGAAGAAGGCGAAACUCCAGCAGCAGGUGAACGUGUUGAACAAGCAGGAUGCUAUUUCGAGCAUUUUUCAAGGCAUUUCGGUCUUCGUAAAUGGCUAUACAGAUCCACCGGCUGCCGAACUGCGGCGCCUUGUACAGUUACACGGUGGUGAGUUUCACAUAUAUUACAAGCAUGGCACGACAACUUAUACUGUUGCAACUCAUUUGGCUGCUGGCAAAGCAAAAAAGCUUCGAAAAGAAGAAAAAAUUAUCCAUCCAAAAUGGAUCAUUGACAGCAUAAAAGCAGGAACUCGUCUGCGUGAAGAUGAUUAUUUGCUAUAUAAAAAUGCUGAAUUCCAAGCUGCGGUAGCCGAACGAUUUGGGGUUAACAAUUCUGCUAAUUCAAAUGUUGCACGAAAUGCAGCCAAUGAUCCAAAUUUUGUUAGUAAUUUUUACGAGAGAUCGCGGUUACACCUCAUCUCGACGCUGGCUCAAGAAAUGAAGCGAUAUGUUGCUGAGUUACGAGAAAAUCCAGCCGAAGAAUUCCCCUCUCGCGUCAAGCUGCUGCAUCUUGCCGAUGAAAAUUUUGAGGACGCUCCAAAGGAGACGAUUUGUCACGUUGAUUUGGAUUGCUUCUUCGUAUCGGUAGCUUUAAGAAGUCGUCCGGAAUUAAUUGGGAAGCCAGUGGCUAUCACUCACUCAAAAGGCACAGAGGGCGCUGGCAUGUCGGAGAUUGCAUCGUGCAGUUACGAAGCUCGAGCGCAGGGCGUUCGCAAUGGUUGUUUUAUUAAAGAUGCUAAGAAGACCUGUCCUGAUCUGAUCUGCCUUCCUUAUCAAUUUGAUGAUUAUCGUCAAGUCUCAAAACAAAUUUAUUCUAUCAUCUCGGGGUAUACACUUGAUAUACGUGCUGUAAGUUGCGAUGAGAUGUAUGUUGAUUUGGAAACCUUAUGCAAGGAAAUGUGCAUCACAGGUGUAAUGGAAAUUGUAUCAGUCAUACGUGCCGAAAUUCUCGAGAAAACAGGAUGCAAUGCAUCUGUUGGCAUUGGCAACAGUAUGUUAAUUGCACGUGUCGCAACGCGUCACGCUAAACCGAAUGGUCAGUUCCUGAUCGCAGUCGGUGAUAUCGAAGAAUUUAUCAAAAAAGAAAAAAUC
Gongylonema pulchrum is the source of this 1137-nucleotide messenger RNA. The record is from the annotation of a GenBank genome assembly. NCBI's taxonomy places the organism in Eukaryota, Metazoa, Nematoda, Chromadorea, Rhabditida, Gongylonematidae.